Diachasmimorpha longicaudata is the source of this 4828-nucleotide messenger RNA. RefSeq names its product sodium-dependent neutral amino acid transporter B(0)AT3. NCBI's taxonomy places the organism in Eukaryota, Metazoa, Arthropoda, Insecta, Hymenoptera, Braconidae. The record is from RefSeq and is a predicted model, not a curated record. The coding region runs from base 464 to 2680 and encodes 738 amino acids. Gene Ontology annotation, biological process: sodium ion transmembrane transport. Gene Ontology annotation, cellular component: plasma membrane. The transcript is spliced from 11 exons.
CACCCCCAAGUCCUUCAACCCACGAGUCACUCACGUACUGAAUAUUUUAUUGCGAAAUAUUUUCCACAUUUCGUGACUCUGGAUUAUCGAUUGGUCUGCCCCGAGACGGAGGAUAUAAAGUGAUCUUUAACGUGACUAAAACAUCUUGUGAAUAAUCUUGAUGAGUUUUUCAACGCGACGAUUGGCUAGAACCUCUGACGUCAGUGGAAACACUCACUCAGCGUUCUAGUUUUUUUACAUAUUUAUCUGGAUCGUUUGUAGUUGAAUAAUUCAGAGAUGGGGGAAAGGGGUAGGUGUCAGACGUAGGUGGAGACUUUAUUCUUGGUUGCGAGGAACUCAUGCAGGAAAAUAAGCUCGCAGGAUGGAGUCGACGUCCCCUCGUGCUUCAUCAGUUUGAUGGCAUUUAUCGAUACUGAGGGAAUAUCAUUCACUCGUUACACAUUUGCUGAGGUACUCGGCGAUUAUGGCGAACACUGCUCAUUUAGUCAGGAGACAGAGCUCUAGGGAUCUCAAGCCACAGAAGAGUGUUGAUCGUCUUGAGAUGAAGGAGAUGCGAGGGAGACUCGUUGUCGAGAGCAGGAAGACCACUGCUACUGCCAGUUAUGGAGCUACGAAUGCGGGUUUCGAUGACUCCAGUCCAAAUACCAAGAGCAAAGGUUUGAACACGGGGGAUGGCGGAGGUGCCAGUGGGGUAGGAGGCAGUAAAUUGGGUAGCAAUGAGGGCAAGGCAAUAUUUCGUCCAGAGGCAGGUGAGGACGAGCGUGAAAACUGGGACAGCAAGUUGACAUUCCUAUUGGCCACUGUUGGAUACGCCGUAGGCCUUGGUAAUGUCUGGAGAUUUCCCUAUUUGGCGCAGAAAAAUGGGGGUGGGGCUUUCCUCAUUCCAUACUUCGUUAUGCUCGCCAUCGAGGGCAUUCCUAUUUUUUACUUGGAGCUUGCCAUUGGCCAGAGACUCAGGAAGGGUGCUAUUGGAGUUUGGAAUCAGGUGUCACCGUUUCUGGGUGGCAUUGGCAUCAGCAGUGCUGUUGUCUCAUUCAAUGUUGCACUUUAUUACAAUACUAUUAUUGCCUGGUGCCUCUUUUACUUCGUUCAAAGCUUCCAGUCGGAAUUACCUUGGGCCACAUGUCCCAACAAGUACUUUCAGAAUGGAUCUUACGCCCCUGAACCAGAAUGUCAGCAAAGCAGCCCGACGCAGUAUUUCUGGUAUCGAACUACGUUGAUGAUCUCCAAGGACAUCAACACCCCUGAGGUGUUUAAUUGGAAGAUCGCAAUAGCCCUAGUUAUCGCCUGGAUUCUAGUCUACAUGUGUAUGAUAAAGGGGAUAGCCUCAUCGGGAAAGGUUGUGUAUGUCACAGCGACUUUCCCAUACAUCGUUCUCAUCAUCUUCUUCUUUCGAGGGGUCACGUUGAAGGGAAUGUCCGACGGGGUGCGGCAUCUCUUCACGCCGAAGUGGUACACACUGACUGAUCCAGUAGUAUGGCUCGAAGCUGGCACCCAGAUAUUUUUCUCCCUUGGUUUAGCAUUUGGAGGAUUAAUAGCAUUUUCAUCGUACAAUCCAGUUAAUAAUAAUUGUUAUCGUGAUGCUAUUAUGGUCAGCCUCACAAACUGCUUCACAUCGAUGUUCGCUGGCAUCGUGGUAUUCUCCAUUAUUGGUUUCAAAGCAACAAUGGUGUAUGAGCAGUGUCUGCACGAUCGCAAUCAGACAGUACUUAGUAUAUACGGGCAUAGUGAUAAAAUACCCAGUGUCUUGCCCCCAGGGGGUACUUUAUUGAACAUAACGAGUGGUAAUGGUAGUCUUGAUAAUAUCAUUAUGCCAGAAUUACCUGUGUGUGAUCUUGAGAAGGAGCUCGAUAAUUCUGCCUCCGGCACGGGACUCGCUUUUAUCAUAUUCACUGAGGCUAUUAAUCAAUUCCCUGGGGCUCAAUUCUGGUCUGUUCUAUUUUUCCUCAUGCUAUUUACACUUGGCAUUGAUUCGCAAUUUGGUACCCUCGAGGGCGUUGUCACUAGCAUUGUUGACAUGAAAUUAUUGCCUAAUUUGAGGAAAGAAAUUCUUACAGGUGGAAUUUGCCUAAUUUGCUGCAUAAUUUCCAUGGCCUUUGCCCACGGUGCUGGAAGCUACGUAUUCGUUCUCUUCGAUAAUUUCAGUGGAAACUUUCCCCUAUUAAUUAUUGCCUUCUUCGAGUGCAUCGGAGUGUCUUAUGUGUACGGGCUUAAACGGUUUGCCGAUGACAUUGAACUCAUGACGGGCAAUCGUCCUGGGCUCUACUGGCUCAUCUGCUGGAAGUACCUCAGUCCACUAGCCAUGUUAACUAUUCUUGUAGCAUCGUUUGUUGAAAUUAUUACCAAAGGCACGGGAUACGACGCCUGGAUACCCAGCAAAGGUGUCACUGAGAGGCAUGAAUGGCCUCCAUGGGGCAUGAUUCUCAUUGCUGUGCUGAUUAGUGCUUCAGUUUUGUGGAUUCCAGCGGUUGCCGUUUUCAGAUUCUUUGGAGUUCUCAUUAUCGAUGAUAAUGAGAAAGCCUGGUUCCCAGCUCAGGACCUGAAAGAAUUUCACGGAAUAGUUCCCCACGAGGUGACAGCCGCCGAAACCCUUCUCUUCUGCAUCAGGAGUGAUGGAUCUGAAGGUCUAUGCUGUCCCACAGGUGGUCCCAAUGACGAUGACGACGAAGAUCUCACCUAGAAUAUCCUCCGCCAGUCUAGGCUACUCAAGCCAGACUAAAUUAUAAUAAAACUCCAAGUGAAACGAGAAUUUGAAUGGCUCUCGACUGCAACUGUCUGCUCCCCAUAAUUUUUCUUUUUUAUUUUUCCUUGAUGGAUAUUUCUCAUCGUUCCUAGGGAAGGAUUCGCACUAUCGUAGGGUCAACCGUGUCAAUUACGCUGUGAAAAUAAUUCGUUAGCGAUGCCUGCCUAUUCCCUACCAUAAAUAAGAACAAAAAUCGGAAUGAAUCAUUUAUGUUUUUCUACGAAAUUUUUUCGUUCGUUUAACCACUUCGCAGAAUUCUCCAUCCAAAAAAGCGUUAAAAGGUAUUGAAUGGCAGAUUGAGGAUAGAAUGGUGUCGUUGCAUAUCGAGAACCCUCGCGGUAUAUCGUAAUAAUCAAUUGAACUUCGUGUGAUAAAUAAAUAACCACCGAAGUCGAAGUAUUAAUCUUAGAAUAGGGGCCGUCCAUUGGGCUUAAUAAUCAUCCAGUUCACAUCUUCAUUAUCCUUGAGGAGAAACAUUUCAACGAGUACUAUAAUUUUUGAGACAUUUUAAACUUCGAUUAAUUUGUGGAGAAAAAUAAAUUCAAAAAAACUAAAGACAAUAAGAGAAACUGAUGAAUAAUAACGACAAUAAUUGUUGAUUUAUUAUUAAUUGCACUGCACUUUGAGCACCUUGAAAUAACUGAGGCCUAUUUAUCGGAACGAAAUGAUAAUAAUUACGCGUGAUUAAGGUUUAACGUAAGGUGCGUUUUUUAGAAUGAUUUGAUUAUCGUGUUUUUCGAUUUUUUUAGAUUGUUUAAUGAUUGUUAUACAUGACCUACAGCCGUUCAGCUAUUGAUCUUCCCUCACCAGGCGCAUCUAGACCUACAUAUAUCUGAUUGUUACACAGUACAUAUCCUCUGAUCGUUACAUAUUUAUAAUUAUACAAGUACCCAGAGGCGACAAAUGCAACUGAAUAUCGAGUUAAGAUUAUUAAAGAGACUGGUGUGUACAAAAAUAAUAUGAAAGAAUUGAUCGAGAUAGUUGAACUUCCGUUACAAACAAAUGAACUCGUAAAAUUCCGAAUAACAUGUGCGAAAAACUUUCAUGAAAAUAUCCAGCGAAUUCCUCAGACAGAACCGAUGGAUUUCUAGUGGAAUAAUCUAUUAAGUUUCGUUCAAUUCUCCCAUUUAAUUUAAUGAAAGAAACAAUUGGAAAAUUUCAGACGAAUUCCGAUAGGAAAUUUCUUGAUAGAGAAAUGAGUUAGUACUUAUAUUCCCACUGAUUAAUUUCUGCAAAUCCAUUUUUCCCAAUAAAAUCGUCUGUGAAAUGAUAUAAUUUUCCAUUUAAUUCGCUGGAGUUACCGAUGAAAUUUUUUCGCGCAUAUAGAAACACACAAAAUAAUGUGAAGAAAAAUAUAUCAAAAGCGCAAUUUUUGGAGCAAUGAAUAAUCGACACGAAAGGACUACUACUGUUAAUCCAUAGACAUUACCAAAUCAAAUAAUUGUGUUGCUUGAAGACGUUCCUAUAGAGUUCUCCUUAGACAUCUGGUAAUUUUUCGUAGAAAGUAAUAAAGUAAGAUUGUAAAUAGUUUAAGAUUUCAUGCGCACACUGAGGAUAAUUAGUGUAUUCAAUUUGCAGUAUCAAUAAUUCUCAUAGGCAUGUAAAACGAGAGAAAACAUAAGGAUAACAGGCCUUUGAAGUUGUUCAUAAAUAUUUCCCCGAGUACAUUAGUUCGGUAAAUUGACGUAAAAAUUGGACAAUAAAAUUUUUUUUCGAUGUGAGCAAGAGAAGUUGUUAUUCAUAUGUUAGUUAUACAUAUCUUGAGUCGUAAUUCAAUGGCGAAGGACAAUAAGUUGGAUAAUUUAACGUGGUAUGUUUAGAGUAUACUAUUAUUGAGAGGAUAAUGUGCCGUUGCUUAUGAAGAAUUCUAAUUUCUGUUACUGGUGACAGAACUAAUGACUAGCUUAUAAAUGAUGAAUUACUGAUUAUUUAUCUACUACAGGACGCAUAUUUAUACGUACAUUAUAGAAAUUCAUCUGGAGCGAUAAUACAUAAUUGAAUAAACCUAUUAUACAAUUAAAAUUAUGUAUACGCAAAGCUGUACAUAUAUAUUGUUGUCAGUUGAAUGUUGAAAUAAAUACUGUG